This is a messenger RNA of Ophidiomyces ophidiicola, 2163 nucleotides long. RefSeq names its product Nucleolar protein 9 (gene NOP9). The record is from RefSeq and is a predicted model, not a curated record. The transcript has a single exon. Gene Ontology annotation, cellular component: preribosome, small subunit precursor; 90S preribosome; nucleolus. The coding region runs from base 1 to 2163 and encodes 720 amino acids. Gene Ontology annotation, molecular function: RNA binding. NCBI's taxonomy places the organism in Eukaryota, Fungi, Ascomycota, Eurotiomycetes, Onygenales, Onygenaceae. Gene Ontology annotation, biological process: ribosomal small subunit export from nucleus; endonucleolytic cleavage in 5'-ETS of tricistronic rRNA transcript (SSU-rRNA, 5.8S rRNA, LSU-rRNA); endonucleolytic cleavage in ITS1 to separate SSU-rRNA from 5.8S rRNA and LSU-rRNA from tricistronic rRNA transcript (SSU-rRNA, 5.8S rRNA, LSU-rRNA).
AUGCCACGCGAAAGGCAUAAGAGAGGUCGCAGGGGUGAUGCGAAGAAAGAAAAUGAGCAUCAUAAACGAAAACGAGAGCCUGAUGGCCCCGAAACGGAAACACCGAAACGGCAAAAGGUUCAGAACGAGAACGAACAACCCCCCGUCCAGCAGGAGAAUGUUUUUGUUAACGGAGAAGACUAUGUCCCUCUCGAGGGCGGUGACCUGCCAAUGGAUGAUACUCCAUUCUACGGACUACUAGAUUCGGACGAGCAAGAAUACUUUUCUCGCGCAAACCAGACCCUAGAAUUCAACCAGUUCGAGGGCGAAGAGGAUAGAAGGAUAUUUGUUGACAGUGUCCUGGAAGAGGCUAAUGGCAAAGAGCUGAAAAUUGCAUGCAGCCAAUCCUGCUCGAGACUGAUGGAGAAACUUAUUUCGCUAUCAAGUGCAAAUCAGCUGAAGCACCUCUUUGCCAAAUUUCAUGGCCAUUUCUUGCAUCUCGUUCAGCACCGGUUUGCCAGUCAUUGCUGUGAACGCCUCUUUCAGCGCGCUGCACCUAUCGUAACAUACGAGAUGAAGCCUCGAGAAAAGAAAGGGGCAGAUGUGAGUGAUAACGAGAACGGGGAGACUGUUUCUGACCAGUCGAUGGCGGACCUUGUGCUAAGUGCUAUCUCGGAAUUGGAUGGUAACUGGGGUUACCUUCUGACUGAAUCGUUUGCAUCCCACACAAUACGAGUGCUACUCUUGAUUUUAGCUGGCGACCCCUUGGAUACCUCCAAUGUCGCGGUCAUUGCCAGCCGGAAAAAGGAGAACUUGAGCUCCCUCAAGACCCACACUCACUUUGAGCAUCCUUUGGCCGAAAAACGCGAUGUUCCCUCGGUGUUUAGAGAGGCGUUGGAAAAAAUGAUCAAGGACCUAAUCACUGGCCUGGACACAACAUAUCUGCGUGCAUUAGCCACGCACCCUAUUGGAUCUCCAGUACUCCAAGUGCUCUUGAUGGUGGAAUUGACGCACCUCGGCAAGGGGCGGAGUUCGGACCCAAAUUCUGUUAUACGGAGACUUCUUCCAGAUGAUUGUCUGCAGGACACAGACAGUGCUACGUUUCUCAACGGCUUAUUUUACGACCCCAUUGGCUCUCGGCUGUUGGAAACACUCUUACGGUAUUUGCCAGGGAAAUCCUUCAAGGGCAUAUAUAGGAAUAUUAUUCAAGACCGCAUUGGAUCAUUAUCUCGGAACGAGAUUGCAUCCUACGUCGUGGUCCGUGUCUUGGAACGGCUAAGUAAAGAGGACUUACAAACAGCAAUGGGUACUAUUUUGCGCGAAAUACCAUCAAUGGUUGAGCGGUCAAGAUUAAACGUCAUUAGAACCCUGAUAGAAAGGGGAACGGUAAGAGGAGCGGAUCUAACACCCCUGGCUGAAGCUCUGAAAUCGGCCUAUGGGGAUGAUCCUAUCUCCAGACUCUCGAAAAUUCUCCGGUUGGACGACAACGCCCAAGCUAAUGAUGGCCCCCCAAAUGACACGAGCAGUUUAGCAUCUCAGCAGCUUCACGGGUCGCUUUUAGCCCAGGCAAUGUUGCAGGUCCCAGGCCCUCUUUCUGGGAUGAUUAGAUCCAGUCUCCUGGAAUUACCACCAUCCACUUUGCUUGGCAUUGCAAAAAGCCCGACCGCGUCCCGUGUGCUUCAGGAGUCGCUCAAGUUUUCAAAAUCAAAUAGCCAAUUUCGUCGACAAAUUAUUCCAAGGUUCACUGGGCAUCUAUGCGAACUCGCAAUGGAUUCAAGCGGCUCUCAUGUUGUCGAUACCCUUUGGCAAGCAACUGCGGAUUUACUGUUCCUAAAACAACGGGCAGCUGAUGAGUUGAUUAACAAUGAAAAAGUGCUUCGAGAUUCAUUCCUAGGGAGAGCUGUAUGGCGAAAUUGGUCGUUAGAUUUGUAUAAGAGAAAACGGGGAGAAUGGAUGGCCAAGGCGAAAGGCCAAACGGAUUCUAAAUCAUCCCACCCGGAACAUGUGAAGCAGAAGUCCAAGCUAGACCUUGCAAGGGAGCGUUUUGCGGCUAAGUCGGAGGAGAAAGUGAAGAAGGAAUCGAAAAUAAUACAAACAAAAGGCAGGAGAGAAGGCCGGGAAAUAGGUGCCGAUCGUGAUGCAGGGGAAGAAUCCAUUCAGCGCAUAGUCGCGGCCCAUGUUUAG